Molecule: messenger RNA, 1056 nt
Organism: Helianthus annuus (common sunflower)
Lineage: Eukaryota; Viridiplantae; Streptophyta; Magnoliopsida; Asterales; Asteraceae
Product: proteasome subunit alpha type-4
Exons: 2
Coding region: 157-906 (249 amino acids)
Biological process (GO): ubiquitin-dependent protein catabolic process
Cellular component (GO): proteasome core complex; proteasome core complex, alpha-subunit complex; cytosol
Source: RefSeq, a predicted model, not a curated record
AUAAAAAACAAGAGAAAAGGAAAACUUGGGGCACAAUAAAACUCCUAACGAAGUAUAAUAAAAUCAAGAUCAUCAUCAUCACUUGCUCUCGAUUCAGCUCACAAGUUUUUGAUUUUCACUUCAAUCCGACAUUUGAUUCUUCACGUUCUCCUUAAGAUGUCGAGAAGGUACGACAGCCGAACAACGAUCUUCUCCCCAGAAGGCCGUCUCUACCAGGUCGAGUACGCAAUGGAAGCCAUCGGAAAUGCAGGAUCGGCCAUCGGAAUACUCUCAAAAGACGGUGUAGUCUUAGUCGGCGAAAAGAAAGUCACUUCAAAGCUCCUUCAAACCUCAACCUCAACUGAAAAAAUGUACAAAAUCGACGAUCACAUCGCAUGCGCCGUAGCCGGCAUCAUGUCCGACGCCAACAUCCUCAUCAACACGGCUCGUGUCCAAGCACAACGCUACACUUUCUCGUACCAAGAACCCAUGCCCGUCGAACAGCUGGUUCAGUCACUCUGUGACACCAAGCAAGGCUACACUCAGUUCGGUGGUCUGCGCCCUUUUGGCGUCUCGUUUUUAUUUGCUGGAUGGGAUAAGAACUACGGGUUCCAGCUUUAUAUGAGUGACCCGAGUGGAAACUACGGCGGGUGGAAGGCGGCGGCCAUUGGUGCUAACAAUCAAGCGGCUCAGUCGAUGCUAAAACAGGACUAUAAAGAUGAUAUUACCAGAGAAGAGGCGGUCCAGCUGGCGCUUAAGGUUCUUAGCAAGACAAUGGACAGUACUAGUCUUACGUCUGAUAAGCUUGAACUGGCGGAAGUUUUCUUGUCGUCCUCUGGGAAGGUUAAGUAUCAGGUGUGCACACCGGAUGCUCUGAGUAAGAUGUUGGUUAAGUAUGGUGUUACCCAGCCUCCUGCAGAGGCUUGAAUGCUUUGAUCUUGGUUUCAUUUGCUUGUUUUGGAUAAUGAUUUUAAGUUGUAUGGUUGGAUCUUGAAUUUGUUACCUUGUGUCAACUGUCAAAACCGAUGAUAAAUGCUUGGUUUUAUGUUUAAAUUGAUUUAGACAAUUCUAGCUCCA